Messenger RNA from Chrysochloris asiatica (Cape golden mole), 807 nucleotides. Its product is annotated as glyceraldehyde-3-phosphate dehydrogenase-like. The transcript is spliced from 2 exons. Lineage: Eukaryota; Metazoa; Chordata; Mammalia; Afrosoricida; Chrysochloridae. The coding region runs from base 1 to 807 and encodes 268 amino acids. The record is from RefSeq and is a predicted model, not a curated record. Gene Ontology annotation, molecular function: NAD binding; oxidoreductase activity, acting on the aldehyde or oxo group of donors, NAD or NADP as acceptor.
AUGACUAACUAUGACUGUCACAACUGUAAAGGACGAGAUCCUGCCAACAUCAAGUGGGGUGAUGCUGGUGCUGAAUAUGUUGUAGAGUCCACUGGUGUCUUCACAACCUUGGAGAAAUCUGGGGCUCACUUGAAGGGUCGUGCCAAAAGGGUAAUCACCUCUACCCCUUCUGAUGAUGCCCCCAUAUUUGUGAUGGGCAUGAACCACAAGAAGUAUGACAACUCCUUCAAGAUUGUCAGCAAUACCUCCUGUACCAACAACUGUUUGGGCCCCCUGGCCAAGGUCACCCAUGACAAUUUUGGCAUCGUGGAGGGACUCAUGACCACAGUCCCUGCCAUCACUGCCACCCAGAAGACUGUGGAUGAUCCCUCACAGAAACUGUGGCUUGAUGGCCAUGGGGCUGCCCAAAACUUCAUCCCUACAUCUACCAGUGUUACCAAGGUUGUGGGCAAGGUCAUUCCUGAACUGAAUGGGAAACUCAUUGGCAUGGCCUUCUUUGUCCCCACUCCCAAAGUGUCUGUCGUCACCUGCCUGACCUGCCGCCUGGAGAGAGCUACCAAAUACAAUAACAUCGAGAAGGUGGUGAAGCAGGCAUCAGAGGUACCCCUAAAAUGCAUCAUGGGUUAUGCUAAAGACCAGGUCAUCUCCUGUGACUUUUACAGUGACACCCACUCUUCUACCUAUGAUGCUGUUGCUGACAUUGCCCUCAAAGACCACUUUGUCAAGUUAAUUUCCUGGUAUAACAGUGUAUUUGGCUACAGCAAUGGGGUGGAGGAUCCUAUGGUCCACAUGGCAUCCAAGGAAUAA